Molecule: messenger RNA, 321 nt
Organism: Didymodactylos carnosus
Lineage: Eukaryota; Metazoa; Rotifera; Eurotatoria; Philodinida; Philodinidae
Source: the annotation of a GenBank genome assembly
AUGCGUCUGCUUUAUGUGUUAUGUGCCACGUUAAGUCCAGAUGAACUGAUCGAUAAGUGCAUGUUUCAAAAUGAUAGUUUGUGUGGUACGUCGCAAAAUAAAAUUUACCAAUUAGGCCAUACACAACACAAUCUAUGGGUAGCAAAUUCAAUAUUUCUUGCUGGUCAAAAUCGACAAGUGAAAAAAUUUAUGGCUUAUAAACAAAUUUGGCUGUUAGAUAACUACAUUCAGCCAAUGUUAGCGCUGCCCGGAGAAAUCCGUAAACAACAGCAAAUCGAAAAUGCAGCAGAACAGUUAUCAGAAGUCUGUGUCAUCUCGUAA